Exaiptasia diaphana is the source of this 1795-nucleotide messenger RNA. RefSeq names its product myocardin-related transcription factor B. NCBI's taxonomy places the organism in Eukaryota, Metazoa, Cnidaria, Anthozoa, Actiniaria, Aiptasiidae. The transcript is spliced from 5 exons. The annotation marks the transcript as partial. The record is from RefSeq and is a predicted model, not a curated record.
CUAUAAUUCUGUCCGCCAUGCCCUGGUGUGUGAUGAUUUGAUAGUCAAGUCCACCAAGAUCAGGAGAAAUUGAGGCUGAAAACAAUAGUUUGAAGGCGAGCUUUUAGGGUUGUAAUCCCCUUCCAAAAUGGACCUGCAGUCUCAGGGCGAGAGCGCUCAUACGCGCGAUGCAAACGCCGAGACAUCCGAAGCUGUCAGCCAUCAACAAUUUUUGAAUUACCGUCAAGCCUUGGAGAGAAAACUCCAACAACGUACUCCUCGCGAGCAUCUUAUUAGUCAAGGCAUUAUGCCAGCUGCUGCCACUAGUACAGCUCCGGCGUUACUUUCUCAGAAGACUAAACUCGAGCGAGCUAAGACAGGGGAUAUUCUACAGAAGAAGAUCCGUGUCCGACCGAAUAGGGAUCAACUUGUUCAAAGACAUAUUUUGAAUGAUACUUCRGCAUCUGUAGAUCCAUCCUUAUUAGCCAACCAAAUCAAACUCAAACGUAAAAAGCUGGAAGACGAUUUGAAUGACAGACUUGCAGUUAGACCUGGACCUUUAGAGCUUGUCAAAGAGAAUAUCCUUGAGCAAGGAACACCUGUAGGACUAGCAGUCCAGGAAGGAAAUGUCUCGUUUACAGAUACUGCACACUCGUCACUACUAGAACCAAUAUCACCUGAAUCGAAUGAUGGCUCCCCUGAGCCUUCACCUGAUAAUAUCUUGUCUUCACAAUUUCCUCCAACAACAGCGUCGGAUCUAUUAAACCACACUAAUAUACAAGCAGCAUUGUCUAAAUUGCCAAAAUCAUUAGAUGAGAGGACUUUGGAUGUACCGCAGGGGUUACGGAAGGAAAGGACGCGUAAAAAGUCACCAAGACAGAAGUUUAAGAAAUAUAAAUAUCACGAGUAUCGACCACCAAAUGGGGAGGUACAGAAAAGUAGUCUUCCAAUGGACUCACCCUACGCAUUGAUGCUUCAACAGCAACAGCUGUAUUUACAGUUGCAAGUAUUAUAUCAAAACUAUCCACAGUUUGUGAGCUUGCCUUCAAUUCCUGAAAACGUUCCAAAGCCGGUAAAUAAUAAUAGUGUUAAUGAAGAGAAGCCUGUGAAGAUUGAAGACAUGCGCGUUGUAGAUAUGAGAAAAGAACUCAAAAUGCGAGGUUUGCCUGUUUCUGGGUCUAAAACAGACCUUAUUGAAAGACUCAAAGCAGUUCAGCAACAGACUGCGGAGCAGAAUGCCAACUCGCCUGAUCAACCAAUGAAUGAGACUUCUGUAGGAAGUCCUUCUAUUGUAACCACGGCAACAUCUGUAUCAUGUAACUCUCCUGUGCCGGUUACAAGUGGUGGUUUUGUACCAGUCAAUACACAUAUAAAGCUUGGAAGAUCCAACUCACUGCCUGCUCAUGAAGCAAGACUGCAACAAGUCCAGAGUCAGCUUGUGGCCAACAGCAAGAAACUACAUACCCAGCUUCCUCCAGAAGUGCAGCAGCAACUGCAGCAUUUACAGUAUCUGAACUUGCAAACUCAAUUGCAGCAGCUAAGGGUUCAGCCACAGUCUGGCGGGCAACCUCAAUCAGGACAGUUAAGUCCAAGACAGCAGACUGGUAUGAAACAGCAAGGCUUGAUAUCAUCAGUCAAGAGUGAAAACACUGUGUCCGACAGUUGUGCUUUUAGUCAACAACCAAAGCUCAACCCUUUAUUUAAUAGUAUUACAACAAGCACACCUCAGUCGAUGUUCCUUUCACAUCGUCCUGACCAAGCGCCACAGAUCACAAUGACUCAGGCUAUGCCAACAUUGAAUUAUACAACAAGCAGU